AUGUCAUUGUUAAUAUAUAUAUUAUUAAUAGGAAUAAAUAAUAUUUAUUCGAAUGAAUAUUAUCAUUCAUCGAAAAGAGAAUUAAAUUCUAUUCGAAUUGAAAUAAAAUCUGUUCUAUGUCCAGAUGGACAAAGUUAUUGUCCUGAUAAGGAAACAUGUUGUCUAUUGUCAUCAGGUCAAUAUGGAUGUUGUCCUCUUCCUGAUGCUGUUUGUUGUAAUGAUAAUGUUCAUUGUUGUCCAAGUGGUUAUACAUGUGAUGUUGAACAUUCAAGAUGUGAAAAAGGAUUUGGAAAUUCUGAUGAUGUUUUAUGUCCUGAUGGUGAAAUGUUAUGUUCUGAUGGUGAAACAUGUUGUCAAUUACAAAGAGGAAGUUAUGCUUGUUGUCCAUUACCUGAUGCUGUUUGUUGUAGUGAUUAUAGUCAUUGUUGUCCACAUGGAUAUAAAUGUAAUAUUGAACUAAAUCGAUGUGAAAAAGGCAUAUAUAUUCAAUGGUUUAGAAAAACUUCAUCUUUUCCUUUAAAAAAUCUCUUAUUAUCGAAAUCAAUAUCUUAUUCUUCACUUAAAUUAAUUGUUAAUUAUUCAUUAUCAGAUGUUUCAACAGUAAAAUGUUCUAAUAAAAAAUCCAUUUGUCCUGAAGAAAUAAAUUGUUAUCAAAUAGAUAAACAAUUCUAUGAAUAUUGUUUAUAUCGUCAAGCAUUUUGUUGUUCAAAUAAAAUUGAUUGUUGUCAAAAUGGUUAUUCAUGUGAUAAAUCAGAUUUAAUAUGUAUUAAAAAUUUUAAUUUAACUAAGAAAAAAGAAAUGAAAAAUGAAAGUUUAAAUAAAUGUGGAUCGUCAAAUAAAUAUUGUCCAUUUGAUCAAACUUGUUGCAAAAUUUCUCAAUCAAAUUCGAAUAGCUAUGCUUGUUGUACUUUUUCACAUGGUGUAUGUUGUGAUGAUGGUCGACAUUGUUGUCCAAAUGGCACAAUAUGUCAUUAUAAUAAAUGUUGGAUAGUUGUUUGUAUAAGUGAUACACAUCAAAAACAUCGUCAAUUAACCGAACGAUUAAAAUCAAGUUAUUGUGGUGAUAUUCUUAUACAUGCUGGAGAUAUAACCAAUUUUGCUCGUGGUUCAAAACCAUUUGAUGAUUUUGAUCAAUGGUUAAGUGAACUUCCAUUUAAACAUAAAUUAAUUAUUGGGGGAAAUCAUGAUUCGAUUUUAACUCCAUAUUUAAAUAAUGGAAAAUUUUUAGAAAAUGAACAAAUAAUAAUUGAUAAUUAUCUUCAUAUAUAUGGUUCAUCAUGGCGUCCUACAGGUGAAUCAACAUGGUUGGAUAUUCCUUCAAAUUCAAAUAUUGUUAUAACACAUAAUCCACCUUGUUCACCAAAUGGAUCACAUAUUGAUUUAGAAGGAAAUUUAGAAUUAAGAUUACAUAAAAUAAAACCUUUAAUUUCAAUAUUUGGUCAUAUUCAUCAAGAUUAUGGAGUUUGGAAAGAUGAUAAUGGAAUUUUAUUUGCUAAUGCAGCAUCUUUUCCUUCUUCUCGAUCUCAAACAUUAAAUCAUCCUUUAAGAUUCAAAAUUUCUAUUGAUGAAAACUCACUGCUUUCUAUUGAACAUAUUAUUUAA
Molecule: messenger RNA, 1602 nt
Organism: Rotaria sp. Silwood1
Lineage: Eukaryota; Metazoa; Rotifera; Eurotatoria; Philodinida; Philodinidae
Source: the annotation of a GenBank genome assembly